This is a messenger RNA of Octopus sinensis (East Asian common octopus), 1899 nucleotides long. RefSeq names its product propionyl-CoA carboxylase beta chain, mitochondrial. NCBI's taxonomy places the organism in Eukaryota, Metazoa, Mollusca, Cephalopoda, Octopoda, Octopodidae. The record is from RefSeq and is a predicted model, not a curated record. Gene Ontology annotation, molecular function: propionyl-CoA carboxylase activity. Gene Ontology annotation, cellular component: mitochondrion. Bases 59 to 1732 code for a protein of 557 amino acids. The transcript has 18 exons.
AUAAUAUUAAGCUCUGAAUGACUAUCAAAGCACAACACGCUACUCGUUAUUGAGGAACAUGUCGUCUUCUAUGGCAAAGUUAUUGCUGAGUGGUUUGGAUCUGACAGCCAUGUGGUCAAGGACACGGGCUGUUAAUAAACACAUAGGUGUAACUUCUAAUUUACUGAGAAUACCCGGUAGAAAUUAUGCAGAUGCGUCUUCAACGGCAAUGCAAACUAUUAAUGUGAAGAAAAGAAUUGAAAAUACCCGGGCGAAAGCUUUGGAGGGGGGAGGCAAACGGCGGAUCGAUAAUCAACAUAAAAAGGGUAAAUUAACAGCUCGUCAAAGAAUCCACGUCUUGCUUGAUCCUGGUUCUUUUGUUGAAUAUGAUCAGUUCUUGGAGCAUAGCUGUAUUGACUUUGGAAUGGAGAAGAAAAGAUAUCCUGGUGACAGUGUUAUUACAGGUAGAGGGAAAAUAUUUGGUCAACAAGUAUUUAUAUUUAGCCAGGACUUUACAGUAUUUGGAGGCAGCUUAUCUGGGGCUCAUGCCAAAAAGGUCUGUAAGAUAAUGGACCAAGCUAUGUUAGUUGGUGCUCCUGUAAUUGGUCUGAAUGAUUCCGGUGGAGCUAGAAUUCAAGAGGGAGUUGAGUCCCUUGCUGGUUAUGCUGAUAUUUUUCAGAGAAAUGUGAUGGCAUCAGGUGUUAUUCCACAGAUAUCAGUUAUCAUGGGACCUUGUGCUGGUGGUGCUGUUUAUUCACCAGCUUUGACGGAUUUUACAUUCAUGGUUAAGGAUACAUCUUACCUCUUCAUUACUGGACCUGAUGUUGUAAAGUCUGUGACGAAUGAAGAUGUUACCCAAGAGGAACUUGGUGGUGCUAAAACUCAUACAACAGUAUCAGGUGUUGCCCAUCUUGCAUUUGAAAAUGAUGUUGUUGCCCUGAAAGAGUUAAGAAAUUUCAUGAACUUCUUGCCACCCAGCAACUUGAAACCUUCUCCUAUCCGCAAAUGUGAAGAUUCUCCAGACCGACUUGUCAAAGGCCUUGAUACAGUUGUACCACUUGAGUCUACAGCAGCCUAUGAUAUCAAGGAUGUCAUUCUGGGAAUUGUUGAUGAACAGGAUUUCUUUGAGAUUAUGCCAAAUUAUGCCAAAAACAUUGUUGUGGGAUUUGCAAGGAUGAAUGGAAGAACUGUUGGGUAUGUUGCUAAUCAGCCCAAGGUGGCAGCAGGUUGUUUGGACAUAAAUGCAUCUGUGAAAGGAGCUCGUUUUGUUCGCUUCUGCGAUGCCUUUAACAUUCCUCUCAUCACAUUGGUAGAUGUCCCUGGAUUUCUUCCUGGCACAAGUCAAGAAUAUGGUGGAAUAAUUCGUCAUGGAGCAAAGCUUCUUUAUGCUUUUGCUGAAGCAACCGUUCCUAAAGUAACUGUGAUCACCCGAAAGGCUUAUGGAGGAGCAUAUGAUGUGAUGAGCUCCAAACAUUUACGAGGAGAUAUGAACUAUGCCUGGCCAACAGCUGAAGUUGCCGUGAUGGGAGCAAAGGGUGCCGUCAAGAUUAUAUUCCGUGGUGAAGAUAAUCAAGCUAAUGAAGCAGAAUAUGUGGAUAAGUUUGCUAAUCCUUUCCCAGCAGCUUCUAGAGGUUUCGUUGAUGACAUCAUAGAACCAAAUACCACUCGUCGUCGAAUCUGUCAAGAUUUGGAAAUGUUGUCCAACAAGAAAGUCAGCAAUCCUUGGAAGAAGCAUGCAAAUAUACCUUUAUAAGACUGUUAGUGGACUUUUCAAUAAUGGUCAGAUCCUCCAAUCAACAUAUUUUCCAAUUUCAUGCAGUUUUUUUGGGAGUCUGCCUUGAUUUGGUCUUAGACAUUCUCAAAACAUAUCAGCAAUGUGUGUUAUAUUCCUGCAAAUUCUUUAUAGGACUGCUGAGACAA